Molecule: messenger RNA, 1280 nt
Organism: Cryptococcus deneoformans JEC21
Lineage: Eukaryota; Fungi; Basidiomycota; Tremellomycetes; Tremellales; Cryptococcaceae
Product: mitochondrial 40s ribosomal protein, putative
Exons: 5
Coding region: 52-360 (102 amino acids)
Biological process (GO): translation
Cellular component (GO): ribosome; mitochondrial small ribosomal subunit
Molecular function (GO): structural constituent of ribosome
Source: RefSeq, a predicted model, not a curated record
GGUAAAAGCACCAAAAAACAGUCGACAAGACCCAUUAUAAGCGCCAGCAUCAUGGGAGCCAAAGCACAAAUCCUUAGAGAUAUCCGGAAGAGACUAUCCGCAGAGCAAAUGGAAGUCCAAAGACGAGCUUUCCUCUACGUCGCCCGUAAUACAACAUUGCCUGCCACUGUUCGCCACAAAGCGCAACUGGGCCUUAACACACUGAACGGAGGAGAAGGGCGGAUGGGAGCAGUGAAAAACAGAUGUUGGGAGACAGGACGGGGAAGGGGUGUGAUAUCCAAGUUUGGUCUUUGUCGAUUCCAAUUCCGAACAAAAGCUCUCAGUGGAGAACUUCCAGGUGUUCAUAAAGCAAGCUGGUAGAAACGACGGUGUUAAUCAUGUAUCCCUACAUCCCACGCCUCCCCAUAUUUUUGGUGAUGUUUUCCCCGACGAACGAUGAACUUUGGUCAUGGAAGAACGAAAUCAAAACGAACGCUAUCAAUGGUCUAAUUUUAUUUACAAAUUAUCUUCCUAAGCUCAAUACAAAGUUUUGACAAUAGAGAUCGCCGCUGUCACAGUGAUACUGAUUAACGGUGUAAGAAUGUAGGAAAUCACCAAAGUUUUGGUGACGACAGCGGUUGUGUCUUCUCCUGCAUCAGACCUGCCAAAUUAGUUCAUGUUCUUUUGGCAGAACUUACAUUGCUACUAUCUAGAACCCGACAUAUGUGUCAACGCGGGGGGGCCCACUGGGCUUACAAUCAUCACGAAAUCCUGUUGGGAGUAUGGGAUCCUGGAUGAUCUUGGAGCCAAUAAUCCUACGUACACCCCACACGAUAGUAGAAGAGAUAGCCGGCAUGAUGAGGAAUCGAAAGGCGUAAAGGUAGCAUAGAGCGAAAAUGGGAGGCCGGGGACCAUUUUUCGAUCUCAGAUGCGCCCCCAGCACAAACAUUUGCAGUGCCGGGUAUAGAUUGCCCAAGUUUUCUAUCGAUCGUGUGAAUCUAGAGGUAUCAGUCAGUAUGAGUAGUAAUGGGAAAGACUCCUACUUGCGAUGACAGUGCUCCUUGAUCGCCAUAGAACCAUUUAUGUAGGAAGGGAAUGAUUCCCGUCACUAUGGCCGCUGCACCCCCAUACAUCGGAGGGUUCAUGAAGCCAUCCAAGCGUCUGAGAAUUGUCUUGGCGGCUUUGGGAGCCCUUCUAAUGUCAUUUUCCGCUCUUGCUAGCAAAGGGGACGAUUCUGUGCUCGGGUGAUCGACAUCGUUGUAUGGAUGGGCCUCUGAGUACUCUGGAUACGGUUCGGAUUC